Molecule: messenger RNA, 1349 nt
Organism: Paramecium pentaurelia
Lineage: Eukaryota; Ciliophora; Oligohymenophorea; Peniculida; Parameciidae
Source: the annotation of a GenBank genome assembly
AUGAAAACAUAAACUAAAUGGAUCAUUCUCUUUCUAACAAGCUUGUCUUAAUUCUCAUUUCGAGUUUUUGUGGAUUAUCCAUCUCUAUUGGCUACUGAAAUCAAGAAUCAUUUUGUUGUGGAUUAAUUUUAAAUAAAUUUAUUGUUUUCAUUUAGAUCCUUUCCCAAUAUUGUUAUGCCUUUUGUUGGAGGAAUGUUAUUGGAUAAAUAUGGAACAAGAAGAGCUUUAUUUGGAUUUAUGCUUUUCAUUAUUUUUGGAACAUGUUAUGAAAAAAAUUUAUAUUAGUUCUUUGUUACUUGUCAAUUGUAUUGAAUAACUUCACACUAAUGCUCAUCGGCAGAUUUUUUAUGGGAUUAUUUUUAGAAUGUUGUUAUGUAGGGAUUUACAAAAUAUUAUCAAAAUGGUUUAAAGAGGCAUCAUUUGCUUAUAGGUAACAGUAACCUUUAUUUAAGUGUUGAUACAGCUUUUAUUUGUGGUGGUACUAUUGCAUCAACAAUUCUAUUACCAUAUUUAAUCAAUAAUUACAGUCUUGAUACAGCUAUUCUAUCAUGUCUAUUACUUUGUAUGGUAUCAUUUAUAAGUCUUAAUACUGUUACUGCAAUUGAUAAAAUUUAUUCAAUUGAAACUAAAAAAGAAACUAUUCCACACUUUUCAAUCACAUUACUAACUCAAUUUAAUGUUGAUUUUUAUAUUAUUGCUUUGAGUUCCAUCUUCUGUUAUACAAGUUAUUACAUAUACUCAUAUAAUAAUGCAGAAAUGUUUAAAGCUAUGUAUUAACUUAAUUUAUAUACUUAAAUAGGUAUCACUUAUCAUCCUAUUCUGCAGCUACACUCUAUGGACUUCCUUGUUAUAUGGCUAUUUUUAUAGCUCCAUAUUUAGGUCAUUUAGUUGAUAAACAUGGAUAUAGAAUGCAAGGAUUAUAAAUAACAAGUCUUAUUUAAUUGAGUGUUUUUUCAAUAGUAUAUCUCAUGCCUAGUUGUGAAACUACUUGCUUAAUCAUUCCAGCCAUUAGUUAAUUAUUAAAUGGAAUAUUUUUUGCAGCUUAUGUUGUAACCUUAUGGCCAUGUAUUUAAAUGGUUGUUUCUACUUCAUUAUCAGGAACUGCCUUUGGAGUAGUCUAUUCAAGUGUAAGCUUUGGUGUUUUUUUUGCAUCUAUUUUUAUUGGGAAAGUUGUUUAAGAGGAAACUUAAAAUUCUUAUUCUAAUAUGUUAGGUAUUCUACUCUUAAUAACUUUUUUGGGAGCUUCAAUGAAUUAUUUGUUAUACUGUAGAGAUUCAAAAUACUUUAACAAUCAAAAAUAUGUGAUAUCAUAAAAUAGUACAGAAUUUGAACUUAAAAUGCUUGAUUGA